ACGAUCCGCGUUCGGAGGGUAAUGUUUACUCCGCUGCCCUCGCGACUAAAAGCAAACCCUUCGCCCUUCUUCGCGUCGAUCCUGCCUCUCCGUCAGGUGCAUUUAUUUUUCAGCGUUUGUAAUGAUGACUCAGAGCUAGAUUUUAUUUAUGUGGCUUUCAAACUGAGGAGUUGAUUUAAUCAAAAGGACUUGGAGAAAUGGCAGAGAGCAUGGUAUCAAGCUUUUGGGGGCCUGUGACUUCCACAACAGAGCUGUGUGAAGAAAACUAUGCUCAUUCCUCGUAUAUUGCAGAAUUUUAUAAUACUAUCUCCAACAUUCCUUGUAUUAUUUUGGCACUCAUCGGCCUUAUAAAUGCUUUAAGGCAACGAUUUGAGAAAAGAUUUAGCAUUCUUCACAUCUCAAAUAUGAUACUUGCCAUUGGGAACAUAGUGUUCCAUGCCACCUUACAGCAUGUAGUCCAACAAAGCGAUGAAACACCAAUGCUCUGGGAAAUGCUUCUCUACCUCUAUGUCCUCUACUCACCUGACUGGCAUUACAGAAGCACAAUGCCAACUUUCUUAUGUCUGUAUGCUGCUGGUUUUGCAGCUACCCAUUUAGUAUUGCGUGUCGAUGUCUUAUUCAAGGUACAAUACAUUCUCCUCUGUCUUCUCUGUGUUCCAAGGAUGUACAAAUACUACAUACAUACUAAAGAUUCUGGAGCUAAGAGGAUUGCGAAGUUCUAUGUAGCAACACUUCUUCUGGGAUGCCUAUCUUGGUUGGUAGAUCACUUUUUCUGUAAGAAGCUUUCUAUCUGGUAUAUAAACCCUCAGGGCCAUGCUUGGUGGCAUGUGUUCAUGGGAUUUAAUUCUUAUUUAGUGAACACUUUUCUAAUGUUUUGUCGCGCCCAACAACUCGGAUGGAAUCCCCGUAUCGCCCAUCUGUUUGGAUUGUUCCCUUAUGUUAGGAUUCAGAAAACUAAGGUUCAGUGAUGAGAUCCAAAAAUGUGCUUGAAAACCGAGAUUAUAUUUGAAAUUUGGAAGUUGGGUUUGUACAAAAUAUUGAUGAUGGUCAUCUAAUUUUGUGGGUUUCUAAGAUUAAUUGUUGUUUUGUAGUAUGCUUUGAAUUAUAUUUUCUUCAGGUACUUAGGUUGAAACUUGAAAUGACUUUUUGAUACAUUC
Molecule: messenger RNA, 1157 nt
Organism: Phalaenopsis equestris
Lineage: Eukaryota; Viridiplantae; Streptophyta; Magnoliopsida; Asparagales; Orchidaceae
Product: alkaline ceramidase 3
Exons: 3
Coding region: 198-968 (256 amino acids)
Biological process (GO): autophagy; defense response to other organism; ceramide metabolic process
Cellular component (GO): membrane
Molecular function (GO): hydrolase activity, acting on carbon-nitrogen (but not peptide) bonds, in linear amides
Source: RefSeq, a predicted model, not a curated record